AUGUCAGACCUGGUCCCCAUCGAACUUCCUGUCAUUGACAUCUCCAACCCGCACGACCCCGCCGUGGGGAAAGCUAUGCUGGAUGCCGCGGCCAAGUACGGGUUUCUAUAUGUCAACAGCAAAGGGACCGAUUUCACGGCCGAGGACGUGAACCAUGCGUUCAGUCUCUCCGAGAAGUUUUUUGCCUCGCCAAAGGCCGAGAAAGAAACUUGUCGCAUUACUCCGAACAACCGCGGGUGGUCCGGUAUGCAUACCGAAACACUCGACCCCGAGCACCAGAGGACCGGAGACUUCAAAGAAGCCAUGAACUUCGGCGACUUCAAAGAUGGCCAAGCACAGCAACCACUACCCCCAUCACUCAAGCCUCAUGAAAGCGAAAUCAACUCAUUUGCCUCCCUCUGCAACAAGACCUGCACCCGGAUCCUCACUCUUCUAGCCCUAGGCCUCGAGAUCCCACCCGACUUCUUCACGAGCCGGCACGAUCCCUCCGUAGGCCCAACAGGCAGUAUCCUGCGGUACUUAUGGUACCCCUCGAUCUUCUCAUCGGAGACAGCCUCCUACGCGCACGACAAGGAUGUUCGCGCCGGCGCGCACUCCGACUACGGGAGCAUCACGCUACUCUUCCAGCGGCCCGGGCAGCCGGGGCUGGAAAUCCUGGCGCCGGACGGCGACGGAGAGACCUGGGCGCCUGUGCCGAUUAUCCCGGGUCCGGUCGAGGAGGCAGGGAAGUACCCGUUCCCGCCUAUUUUGGUGAACAUCGGCGAUUUGCUGAGCUACUGGACGGAUGGGCUGCUGAAGUCGACGGUGCAUAGGGUAGUGUUUCCAUUGGCAGAGCAGCGGAGUCCGAAUCCGAAGGAUCGGUAUACGCUUGUUUAUUUCUGUCAUCCGGUUGAUAGUACAGAGUUGGUGCCCGUACCCAGCGAGGCCGUGAAGGGAUAUCGCGGGUCUGGAGCGGUUGGGUUUGGAGGUGGUGCCGGUUCCUUGGAGGCUGGAAAGCGGCCGUUGACGGCUGCGGAGCAUCUCGAGUCACGACUGGCUGCUACGUAUGGAUUUACGAAGAAGUGA
Molecule: messenger RNA, 1065 nt
Organism: Penicillium chermesinum
Lineage: Eukaryota; Fungi; Ascomycota; Eurotiomycetes; Eurotiales; Aspergillaceae
Exons: 6
Coding region: 1-1065 (354 amino acids)
Source: RefSeq, a predicted model, not a curated record